UAGGGAUCUAAUACGUACUACUAUAGAUAUUUCUAUCGUGAUGGUUUCUACGGUUUGAGUGUAUUCAAUAACUUAAAAAUCAACGUAGAAAGAGGUGCAUAUAUGAAAGCAGUUGGUAUACUAGUGAGGCCCUCAGAGGAUACAGUUCUGGGUGACGUUUGGAGCCACGAACCAUUUUUGCAAGGUGAAAUAAGUAAACACAUGAACAUCGCUGACGCAAGCGGUCCAGAUAGAUAUGAUGCUUUGAUAGAAUAUUAUAGAAACAAAAGCCUUAAUUCUAAACCUAAUGUAGAGGAGAAUGAAUAUACAACACCACUCGAGAAUAAUAGAAUCGCUGGGGAGGCAAGCUCUUCCGUCAACUAUAACUUACAGAGGAGUGUACAUAUCAAUGACAAAUUCAUAAAAAGUGACCAAAUGCCACUGAACAAUUUGCUUGAUCUUGCCGAAUAUCUUGGCCCUGAUAUAUUUCAACUAUGGAAAGCAGCACUUUCAAGAAAGCGGGUCAUGCUGAUUACAACACCUCCAAUGGAAAACGCCUGCAAAUAUGUGUAUAGCAUUUCUCUUUUGGGGCAGGUAACAUCUCAGUUUCAGCGACAAUGCACAAAGAAUAUAAAACCAAUAUUUGCGGUAGGUGUGAAUGAUAUUCCAUGUACACCGGACUCUAUAUAUCAAAUGAAAUCAAACUUAUACGACGUGGGGGUCAGUUUACCUUCAGAUCCGGUCUUACCGCAUCUUCAAUCAUCGCGCACAGAGGCAAAUGUCACUGGUAAAUUCAGGUUCUUUUCUUCAGCAACGGCACUGGAAGCACACAAUUCCGCUGAUGUUGUCAGGUAUCGUAUUCUUUGGCAAUUAACAUGUCGUCAAACGAGGAUAAACUGGAAGAAAAUCAUAGAAAAGGAGCCAAAAGAUGCAUUGAGCACAGUGAAGGCGAUUACAACCGGCUUUUUAUAUUGGCUGUACGAAAAUCCGAGGACAAAUAAUAAUGCUAUAUUUGCUCAACCUAAACUGAGAUGGUUGGAAUUAUUUGCAGGAACAAAUCACGGAAGGGGUAAUGAAAGAAACGCGGGAGCCGCAGGUGAAACAAAUUUACUACUGGAUGUGGACGAUGAUGAGGAUGCAACAUUGAUUGAUAAUAGUAACUUAUUGGAAGUUGUGACAAGAACUCCACAAAAGUACACUACUAAACGACACAAUGAGCAGCUCAUCGAGAGCUUCAGUCUAUAUUAUCCGUGAAUGAAGAAAACGGAUUGCAGCUUAUUCCUUUAUACCCAAAGGAUUUGGUACAGCUUGGCUUGGAUCCUAUUGCAGAUGCAGCAUUUGUAUCAGAGUUAGCACAGUUGUACUUUCAAA
Molecule: messenger RNA, 1350 nt
Organism: Mycotypha africana
Lineage: Eukaryota; Fungi; Mucoromycota; Mucoromycetes; Mucorales; Mycotyphaceae
Exons: 5
Coding region: 103-1233 (376 amino acids)
Cellular component (GO): lipid droplet
Source: RefSeq, a predicted model, not a curated record